AUGGGUGCCUCUCUUCUUCUUCCCUCGUGGCUCCUCGUCGGUGCCCUCAUCCUCGCACUGGUCGCGUCUCUCCCAACUCGAGGACUCGCCCAUCCUCAGCGCACCAGCAUAACCAGGCGCUACAUUUUCAACGUAGACCCCCUUUAGGCCCCCAUUGUUAGUGCACUCUCUGGAAGGAACGAGUCAUCGUCUUCUUACCGUCUAAGCUGACCCUCCGCAGGUUAACCUGACCAACGUGACCCGGCUGUGCCACCGGAAGAGCAUCGUCACCGUCAACGGCCAGUUCCCCGGCCCUCCCAUCGUCGCAAGGGAGGGCGACCGCCUCCUCGUCAAGGUCAUCAACCAUUCCCCCUACAACUUGACCUUGCACUGGUACAAACCCCCCCUCCUCUCUCUCUCUCUCUCUCUCUCUCUCUCACAUCGGCGGCGCGCCGGGGAUGGGUUGGCAGGCACGGGUUAAGACAGCUGAGGAACGGCUGGGCCGAUGGGCCGGCGUACAUCACUCAGUGCCCGAUCCGGCCGGGGCAGAGCUACGUGUACAACUUCACCGUGGCCGGUCAGAGGGGAACGCUGUGGUGGCACGCCCACGCCUCCUGGCUCAGGGCAACCAUCUACGGCGCCAUCGUCAUCCUCCCCAAGCUCGGCACCCCCUACCCCUUCCCCAAGCCCCACAGAGAAGUCCCCCUCAUCCUCGGUAUUGGGCCUUUCUCAGAAAGUUAAAGUAGCAACCACAUUAUUGGGCCGUUGUGACUUGGAUUUAUGGGCUGGAUCGGUGCAGGAGAGUGGUGGAAUGCUGACCCGGAAUCCAUCAUCAGCCAGGCCUUGCGGACGGGGGGUGGCCCAAAUGUGUCCGACGCGUACACCAUUAAUGGGCUCCCUGGCCCACUAUACAACUGCUCCGCUAAAGGUGGGCCUUUUGUCCGACCACCAGGGAACCGAGUCGGGGAAUCGUUCCCAGAAAAACGCUCACAGACGCCCCUCCCCUCUGUGACUCGGCCGUGGUUGCAGACGUCUUCAGGAUGAAGGUGAGGCCCGGGAGGACGUACCUGCUCCGCCUGGUCAACGCUGCGCUCAAUGAGGACCUCUUCUUCGCUGUCGCCGGCCACAACCUCACCGUGGUGGAAGCCGACGCGGUCUACGUGAAGCCCUUCGUCACCGAAACCCUAAUGAUCACCCCGGGGCAGACCACCAACGUCCUCCUCCACACGAGACCCGCCUUCCCCAAUGCCACCUUCCUCAUCGCUGCCGGCCCCUACGUCACCGGCGCCGGCACCUUCGACGGCUCCGUCACCGCCGGCCUGCUCCAAUACUUGCCGCCGCCGCCGCCGCCGGGCUCCUCUUCUUCCCCCGUCAUCCCCAUCAAGAAACUCCGGCUCUUCAAGCCGUCCCUGCCCUCGUUCAACGACACCUCCUUCGUUACCGCAUUCAACUCCCGCUUCCGCAGCCUCAGAAGCUCCGAGUUCCAGUCGAACAAGGUGCCGCUGACAGUGGACAGGCACUUCUUCUUCACGGUCGGCCUCGGCACGGCGCCGUGCCCCGCCAACCGGACCUGCCAGGGGCCCAACGGCGCCAAGUUCGCCGCCGCCGUCAACAACAUAUCCUUCAUCCUGCCGGCCACGGCGCUGCUGCAGGCCCACUUCACCGGCAACGGCAGGUUGAAAGGGGUCUACGAUGGCGACUUCCCCAGCCGUCCCCUCGUCCCCUUCAACUACACCGGCCCGCCGCCGAAGAACACGCUCGUGAGCGCCGCCACCAAGGUGGUGGAGCUCCCCUUCAACACCAGCGUAGAGCUGGUCAUGCAGGACACCAGCAUCCUCAGCGCGGAGAGCCACCCGCUCCACCUCCAUGGAUUCAACUUCUUCGUGGUGGGGCAGGGCUUCGGGAACUUCGACCCCAACAAGGACCCCGCCGACUACAACCUCGUUGACCCGGUGGAGAGGAACACCGUCAGCGUCCCCGCCGGCGGCUGGCUCGCCGUCCGCUUCCUCGCCGACAACCCCGGUGAGCGCCACCGCUACUUCUGUGUAUCUUCAACAAACGCGAUAACAACGCAGAGGGAAGCCACAGAUCAUGAGACAGCUUGCCUUUCUUCCUCGCAGGCGUCUGGUUCAUGCACUGUCACCUGGAGGUUCACACCAGCUGGGGACUGAGGAUGGCGUGGACGGUGAAGGACGGACCUCUCCCCGGCCAGAAGCUCCUCCCUCCGCCGCCUGACCUCCCAAAAUGCUGA
Molecule: messenger RNA, 2230 nt
Organism: Spirodela intermedia
Lineage: Eukaryota; Viridiplantae; Streptophyta; Magnoliopsida; Alismatales; Araceae
Source: the annotation of a GenBank genome assembly